CCUGAAAAUCCUGAAGAAAGCUUCCACCCAUUAUUGCACAGAGUAUGUCUUCCCUCUGAUUUCCAGUGAUAUAAAAUACCCAAAGAAUGAUUUUCUCACUGAAUGAACUCGUCCACUGGCUGGGCCUGACCAUUUUUGAGAUCUGGGUAAACCUCGUGUCCUUGACGAUAUUCACAGUCCUUCUGGCCCUGAAACUCGAUGAAAACUACUUCCUUGGCUUUUCUGGAUGGUGGGUAGUCUUCACUCCCCUCUUCAUAGCAGACGGCCUCAACACGUAUUUUUGUGCUAUAAUCUUCAUCCGGAUGCAUAUGGAGGGCAUGAUAAAGGUCGGAGUUCUCAGGGCCCUCUGGAGUCUCAUCUCUCUCCUCCUCGUUUUUGUAUUUAAGUAUCUUCUCUGCAAAAAAUUAUCGGGCCAGAGCAGCCUGGAGUACUCAGAGGUCUUCAGUCCUGUCUUCAUUCUUCUCCAGCUGAUCGCUGUGAGGGCCUGUCAGCUCCACUGACCUAGGCCUCCAGCCGAGGAGAACAUCCAAGUCUACAUGCUCAGCGCCAAUCCUGAUUUGAUAAGCGGAUACUUCGCCGCUGAGUUCAGAUGAAAAUCAUUGUCAUUCAAUUAUUGCGGGGAAAUCAUUGAACUGUUUAUACUCUUUAGAAGUUAAGAAAUAUAAUCUGUAAAAUUUUUUUAUUAUUAAAUCGUUAAUGUAAUGGAA
Fopius arisanus is the source of this 707-nucleotide messenger RNA. Its product is annotated as transmembrane protein 203. Gene Ontology annotation, biological process: intracellular calcium ion homeostasis. Gene Ontology annotation, cellular component: endoplasmic reticulum. Lineage: Eukaryota; Metazoa; Arthropoda; Insecta; Hymenoptera; Braconidae. The coding region runs from base 87 to 500 and encodes 137 amino acids. The transcript has a single exon. The record is from RefSeq and is a predicted model, not a curated record.